Carassius gibelio (silver crucian carp) is the source of this 917-nucleotide messenger RNA. RefSeq names its product rho GTPase-activating protein 24. The record is from RefSeq and is a predicted model, not a curated record. The transcript has 4 exons. NCBI's taxonomy places the organism in Eukaryota, Metazoa, Chordata, Actinopteri, Cypriniformes, Cyprinidae. Bases 597 to 917 code for a protein of 106 amino acids.
AACGCGUCUGUGAGGGAGGAUGUCUGUUACUGCGAGAGUGUGCGCAGUCUGAACCGAUCAGGGAGUUCGUGUGUGAGGUGUUCGGAUCUCUCCUCCUCUCACACUUCCUCAAACAGUCUCUCCCUCCCUCCGUGGUCGCAGUGCUCCUGUCCGUGUGUGUAUCAGCAAGACUCAUGUAGUGUGUGAGGACUGUCUCAAAAGUGUGCACGUUCAGGGGCUGAACUCAAAGCCCCCCGUGGCCGUCUCAAGCGCAAACGGAGCCAGUCGAUUUCCCCCAGAGACUCCAAUGCAGAUGGUGUGAGCAGUGAGGGGAAAAGUUUAUGACAGCUCUGCUGUUUUCGGUUCACGGCUGCCCCAUGGAGCUUUUUGAUUUUUCGGUUGCAGCUAUAGACUUUUGACCGGACUGUUUGACUCAGUAAUGCACUUGUAUUGAACAGAGUCACGUUCGGGAUUGAAUCUUGGAUCACAGUGAAUCCUGUACCGGUCUGAGUCACGCUCUGGAUUUGUUUAGGGUUUUGGCAUUUUUUGUACCCCCACUGCGUUUCUGUGGACGUUCUUUGGAUAGCAGUUUUUAAGAAAGCUCUUUGGGUUGGGUCAUGGACGAGCAGGCUGGCAGCGCGGGCAGCAGCCCUCAGCACGGCCGUGGAUCAGCCAGGCAGGACGUUCUCCGCUGCGGCUGGCUCCGGAAGCAAGGAGGCUUCGUGAAGACCUGGCACACGCGCUGGUUCGUCCUGCGAGGAGACCAGCUGUACUACUACAAAGAUGAGGACGAGACCAAAGCUUUGGGCACCAUUUUCCUACCUGGCAACAGAGUCACCGAACAUCCCAGCAGUGGGGAGGAAGGUGGAAAGUUCUUUUUUGAAGUCAUCCCAGGUAAAGAGAAACCUCUCAUUCUCUUCGGGUCUCGCCUGACGUGA